Molecule: messenger RNA, 1745 nt
Organism: Sphaeramia orbicularis (orbiculate cardinalfish)
Lineage: Eukaryota; Metazoa; Chordata; Actinopteri; Kurtiformes; Apogonidae
Product: U4/U6 small nuclear ribonucleoprotein Prp4-like
Exons: 15
Coding region: 126-1649 (507 amino acids)
Biological process (GO): mRNA splicing, via spliceosome
Cellular component (GO): U4/U6 x U5 tri-snRNP complex
Molecular function (GO): U4 snRNA binding; U6 snRNA binding; protein binding
Source: RefSeq, a predicted model, not a curated record
AAACGGAAGUGACCGUAGCUGUUUCCGGGUUAGGUCGUGUAGACGCUGAAUGUCGUCUUUUCUCCUUUUUUUCGUUUUGGAGUUUAAACUUUAAAGUGUUCAAUCUCAGUCGAAUCUGAUCCACGAUGUCGGAUGAAGACGAAGCUCCGGUGGCGAAGAAGAGCCGUGUUUUCUACGGAAGCCUGGAGGACAAAGAGCGCGAGCGUCUGAGCGGCGAUGGCGCCCUGUCCACGGGAAGCGACGCUGUCAAGGCCGGGAUUGAGGCGGGAAACAUCAACAUCUCGUCGGGAGAGACCAUGGAGAUGGAGGAGCGCGUCAGUGAGCGGCAGCAGGAAGCGCUCGCCGAGUUCGAACGGCGCCGCCGAGCGCGACAGAUCACCGUUUCCACGGACGACGCUGAGGUGAAGGCGGGGCUUCGGGCGCUGGGAGAGCCAAUCACACUGUUUGGAGAAGGACCAGCGGACCGCAGAGAAAGGUUGCGAAGUAUUCUGUCCGUGGUCGGACCAGACGCUCUGAAGAAGUCGAGGAAAGACGAGGAGAGAGCGAAGAGGUCGCAGGAGGAGUGCCAGCAGACAUGGUACCACGAAGGCUCCGCCUACCUGAAGGACUCUCGGCUCUGGUUGGCCAAAUAUUCUCUACCCCGAGCUAUGAGGCGUUUGGAGGCGGCACGUUCUCAGCGGGACGUUGCCGAGGCGACACGAGCGAUGCGUCAACAGGAACUGCACAAGAGCCUGAGGAAUCUGAAUAACUUCUGCAGUCAGAUUGGAGAUGAUCGGCCAAUCAGCUUCUGCCAUUUCAGCCCUGACUCAAAAAUGCUCGCCACUGCUUCCUGGAGCGGGCUGUGUAAGCUGUGGUCUGUCCCAGACUGCAACCUGAUUCGUUGUCUUAGAGGUCACAACACCAAUGUGGGCGCGGUCGUGUUUCGCCCUCAGGCCGGAGUCUCUCUCGACCAAUCGGACGUCAGCUUGGCGUCGUGUGCGGCCGACGGGUCAGUGAAGCUGUGGAACCUGGACAGCGAUGAGCCGGUGGCCGACAUUGAAGGUCACAGCGAGCGAGUGUCACGAGUGGCCUGGCAUCCGUCUGGACGGUUCCUGGGAACCACCUGUUACGAUAACUCGUGGCGUCUGUGGGAUCUGGAGGUUCAGGAGGAGAUUCUGCAUCAGGAGGGUCACAGUAAAGGCGUCCACGACCUGCACUUCCACCCAGACGGCUCUCUGGCCGCCACCGGAGGGCUGGAUGCAUUUGGCCGAGUGUGGGAUCUUCGAACUGGACGCUGUGUGGUCUUCCUGGAAGGACACCUGAAGGAGAUCUACAGUGUCCACUUUUCUCCAAAUGGGUACCACUUGGCCACAGGAAGUGGUGAUAACACUUGUAAGGUUUGGGAGCUGAGAAACAGGAAGUGUCUGUACACAGUCCCCGCCCACCAGAACCUGCUGUCAGCCGUCCGCUUCCAACCCACGGACGGCCACUUCCUGUUGACCGGCGCCUACGAUAACACGGCGAAGGUGUGGAGUCAUCCUGGGUGGAUGCCACUGAAGACGCUCGCCGGACACGAGGGGAAGGUGAUGGGCGUCGACGUGUCACCUGACGGGAAACUGAUCGCCACCAGCUCGUACGACCGGACGUUCAAACUGUGGCUGUCGGAGUGAUGUCAUCAGUGAUGUCAUCAGUGAUGUCAUCAGGACAUAGAAAAAUAAUCCGAUGUUUUGUUGUUUGUUGUAAUAAAAUAAACCUUCAGGGCUUUU